AUGUGUAUAUGUAAUAGCACUAUCCAUUACCUUGAGAAGAAUGGAGGUGUUGAAUCAUCAGUUGGUAAACAAUUAUACGAUGAUGAAAUAUAUGAAGCAAAUGAGCGAUUAUUAGCUUGCCUGGGGAAAACAAAAACGACAGGCACACUUCGAUUCAUUUCUCGCGAUGUCACAGAUGAGCAGACUUUCUGCCGUCAUUCAUUUACAAUUUCAAACGCCAUCUGUGAGGAUUUUAAAUAUGUGCUGUAUUCAAUUAUAAAUAGUGCGGAACGAGCCGUGCAGUUAAAAGUAACUUCUAUACAGAAUUCUCCAUUCGUAAACUUUUAUCCACCUGUAUGUGGUCAUGUAUAUAUGUGGUAA
Messenger RNA from Loa loa (African eye worm), 360 nucleotides. RefSeq lists its product as hypothetical. The record is from RefSeq and is a predicted model, not a curated record. The coding region runs from base 1 to 360 and encodes 119 amino acids. NCBI's taxonomy places the organism in Eukaryota, Metazoa, Nematoda, Chromadorea, Rhabditida, Onchocercidae. The transcript has 3 exons.